AUGAGGGCAAGUACAAUUUUGAUGGUAUAUCGUUCCCGACUAUCAGACAUCACCAAAUUUGAGAAAAAUAAUAAUAACGUCUCCAUAAAUGUAUACGGCCUCGACAAAAAGUUCCAGGUGCCCCGUAAGUACCCAACGUACGAAGUGUAUCCGCUGCGUGUUGUCGACGAAGAAAAAAAGGAACACUUCGACCUGUUAUUGGUAACGGACGGUGACAACUCGCACUAUGUGUACAUUUCAAAUUUUUCCCGGCUCAUACGUGCGCAGAAAACGAUACACAAUGGGAGUGUCAUUUUUUGUAAAAGGUGCUUCACCAGCUUUGACAACCAAAAUUUUAAAUUCAAGUUGAGCGGACAGGAGGCCCUGGACCAACAUAAAUUGAUUUGUGGGGCGCAUAAACCCAUUUUACCCGAGAUGCCGAAGGAGGGUGAUUGUGUUGAGUUCAGGGCGUGGAAAAAAACGGUCAGGUACCCGUUUGUUAUAUACGCAGAUUUCGAAUCAUUGCUGGUGAAGACGGAAGAGAAGAGGGGCGAUAGUACCACAAUUAUACAGAGACACGAAGCUAUGAGCUACGGGUUUUUGGUGAAGGCGAGCGAUGACGUACCGGCGGAAUUAUUGGCGGAGUACGAGAUACCGGCGGGGCCGGUAAUCUACAGAGACAGCGAAGACAGGACGGACGUGGCAAACAUUCUGUGGAGACGAUAG
Molecule: messenger RNA, 705 nt
Organism: Macrosiphum euphorbiae (potato aphid)
Lineage: Eukaryota; Metazoa; Arthropoda; Insecta; Hemiptera; Aphididae
Source: the annotation of a GenBank genome assembly